This is a messenger RNA of Planococcus citri (citrus mealybug), 1256 nucleotides long. RefSeq names its product neurofilament medium polypeptide-like. The transcript has 2 exons. The record is from RefSeq and is a predicted model, not a curated record. Bases 187 to 1119 code for a protein of 310 amino acids. NCBI's taxonomy places the organism in Eukaryota, Metazoa, Arthropoda, Insecta, Hemiptera, Pseudococcidae.
UCGCACCUGAUCAUUGUCACGUAGUACAGCAAUUUACCUAACGAGAGUUAUCUUCCUCUUCCAUUCAUUUUUCGUGGAGUUUUUUCACUUUAAAAAGUACGUCAGACUGGUGCCAACUUCAAAACACUUUUCGUACUUUCGUGGCUCAGUAAAUUAGAACUCAAAUAGGUACCUUCCUACUUCACCAUGAAAACUUCGCUUUCGUUAUUUGCCUCAAUGGCAACUUUACUAGUGAUCUGCAUCCAUCAAGCUCAUUCAGCACAUUUCAUGCAAGAUGGCAAAGAAUACGAUGACAAGUUUUACGCCAUGUUUUCCGAAAAAGCUCCCGUCAAAGAUAUCAUCAAAUUGGCCGUAAGCUGGAACGCCGAAAGACAAUUGGAUCACUUUAAACAAAUGUAUCACCACAUCAACGAAAAAGACGAAUCAGCUGAAUACGCUCAGGAGAUCGUAGAUGCUGCCCGAAUUUCCUUACAGAGAUCCUUGGAUCAAGUAGGUUUCGAGAAGAAAAUAUCCCUCGAGCAAUAUCUAUUGGGCACUUAUCAGAUUCAAAAUGGUAUGAAACCCGAAGUGGAACAGGAUGUAUUGGAAGCUCUACAAAAAUUAGAACAUUUCAGCAGAGACGAAUUUGAAAGGCUUUUGGAUGAAGGAGAACAAGAGGAAGUCGAGUGGGAGUUGGAGCACUUGUAUCAUAAGAUAAUCCCUAAGAAAGUGCAGAAAGUCGGUAUCGCUGUUAAAUUGCCGAAAGUUGAAGGCAGUUCGGUCGAUGGACCACAACCUGCUGAUGACUCGGUUUCGGAAAAACCAACAUCAGAAGAAUCAGUAUCUGCUGAACCAGCAGUAGAAUCACAAGACUCAAUCCAAAACCAGGCUCCUGAAACGCAAGAAUCAGAAGAACCAGUUUUGGAAUCAUCAGACUCUAAUGAUGAACCAACUCAGGAGUCACCAGAUUCAGUAGAAGAAGUAGUCUCAAAACCAGAACCUGAAGAACCAGUUCAAGAACAGAAGGAAUCAGUAGAAGAAAUUAUCGCAGAACCGAACGAACUAGAAGGAGAGGCCUCAGAACCUAAAGAAUCAGAACCAGAAGUUGAGAGUCAAAAGAAAAUGAGUCAGGAAGUUUAAAUUUUUCUAUCUGCCUACACCUAAAUACGAGUACCUACACAUACAUGCAAUAAAAUUAUAAUUAAAAUUAGAUACCUCGUACCUAUUAGUACAUUUAUUCAACUCAAUAUUAAAACAUUAUUUCAUACGUACAAUAA